This is a messenger RNA of Pestalotiopsis fici W106-1, 264 nucleotides long. RefSeq lists its product as uncharacterized. Gene Ontology annotation, biological process: mitochondrial respiratory chain complex IV assembly. Lineage: Eukaryota; Fungi; Ascomycota; Sordariomycetes; Amphisphaeriales; Sporocadaceae. Gene Ontology annotation, cellular component: mitochondrion; mitochondrial inner membrane. The record is from RefSeq and is a predicted model, not a curated record. The transcript has a single exon. The coding region runs from base 1 to 264 and encodes 87 amino acids.
AUGUAUGUCAUGUUUCCCAUUGGCAUCAUGUAUUACUUUGGUACAAACCUCGACGAGCGCUUCGCCGUGCCCGACUUCUGGCCAAAGCCUGAGCAGGCCAACAAGGUGCCUCUUGACAAGGACGAAAUCCACGCCGAGCUACAACGUCUGCGCGCAAGGAGAUUGUAUCUGAGAGACAGGAGGCUGGAGGAGGAGGCAAAGAGGCCCAUGCCCCCGGCCCCGCCUGCUCCCGCCGACCAGAGUGAGGCUGAGAACAACAGGUAA